CUUCCGUUGCGGCCUAUGCGUAUAUCAAUAUUCGUACACGUCGCACCAUGCAAUGAUUUCUUCGCUUCACUGUCACUGCGCUUUCUCGAAUCAGCCCCAAUCCUUUUCUUCUCGCCCCUUCCCUUCUCGCUUUUGUCAAGCUCUUCUUCACUGUAUAGCGUACCGCUUUUAGCCAUGGCUUUUGCUCAUUACUUGGUAGCUGUUCCUGUUGAUACUUCAAUUCACCUAAAAACUCCAAUUGCCUGCACUUUUUCUUCUCCUUCUGCUGCUGCUGCUGCUGCUACGCCCCUGUCCUUACCUUUCUCUUCGCUUCCUGUUGGAUCUAACACUGGAAAACUCUCUGUCAUUCCCAGAUUUCCAAAAAUCGGACAUAGAGCCAAGGCUAAGGCACAAGAAUCUGAAGUCAGUUUAGCUGCAGAUGCCUUUACUCAUUUCAAACAUCUGCUUCUUCCAAUCACGGACAGGAACCCUUAUCUUUCUGAGGGUACAAGACAGGCUGCUGCUACUACUGCGGCAUUGGCCAAGAAAUAUGGGGCUGACAUCACUGUUGUAGUUAUUGAUGAAAAACAGAAAGAUUCAUUGCCAGAGCAUGAAACCCAAAUGUCUAGCAUUCGCUGGCAUCUCUCUGAAGGUGGAUUCCAAGAAUUCAAGUUGUUGGAGCGGCUUGGUGAAGGCAACAAGCCCACGGCCAUCAUUGGCGAGGUUGCCGAUGACCUAAACUUAGAUUUGGUAGUAAUAAGCAUGGAGGCAAUUCAUUCCAAGCAUGUGGAUGCUAACUUACUGGCUGAGUUCAUUCCUUGCCCCGUCUUACUUUUACCCUUGUAGAUUCCAAACUUUUCCCUGGAGAAACAGUGACCUAACAAUAUUGUCAUUCAAAGUGCGGGCCUUCUCCUGAUGGCUUUUUAGUUUAUCCAGCUUGUUUAGCUUUUUAUUUUUGGUCAAGUUUGUUCAAGGGCUUUUGGGCGUCCUGCCCAAGUUGAUUCAGAACUUGCGGGCGUGCAUUGUUGAGUCAAUCAACCUAGGAAAGGGAUCAAGCAUAAUUGCGGUGGUGUUUUUAUUGUUACUUGGUGUUUUUAUUGUUAUUUGACGAGAGCAAGUAGUAGCAUGAAUUGAAGAGAAUGGUAAAAAUAGUGUUGUUAUGGUCCUCA
Manihot esculenta (cassava) is the source of this 1148-nucleotide messenger RNA. RefSeq lists its product as uncharacterized. The record is from RefSeq and is a predicted model, not a curated record. The transcript is spliced from 5 exons. The coding region runs from base 16 to 825 and encodes 269 amino acids. NCBI's taxonomy places the organism in Eukaryota, Viridiplantae, Streptophyta, Magnoliopsida, Malpighiales, Euphorbiaceae.